Daphnia pulex (common water flea) is the source of this 2528-nucleotide messenger RNA. It is a transcript of the gene in, whose product is annotated as protein inturned-like. Gene Ontology annotation, cellular component: cilium; cytoplasm. Gene Ontology annotation, molecular function: protein binding. The transcript has 18 exons. Gene Ontology annotation, biological process: nervous system development; establishment of planar polarity; vesicle-mediated transport. Lineage: Eukaryota; Metazoa; Arthropoda; Branchiopoda; Diplostraca; Daphniidae. The coding region runs from base 114 to 2261 and encodes 715 amino acids. The record is from RefSeq and is a predicted model, not a curated record.
UCAAACUUUCCUUUGAAUGUGUCAUCAUCACAGGUCGUCUGAGUCGCCUGUUGAAAAGGAGAGCAGUCAAUAAUGGCAAUAAUAAAGGAGGGUCCUCUGCCGGAGGCAACGAAAUGGCCUCGUGCGAGAGCCCCGGCGUUUAUUUGCCGACAGAAGCCCAACGUUCGCCUGCAGAUGACUGGUCUGAUUGGACCUCAUUCACCCUAGAACUGGAAGUUCAUCCGACCACUGGAGCGGACGGCAGCUCGUUAAGCAGCGGCAGCACCGGCAGACGGAACAAGGGACCGAAUCAUCUGUGCGAGACUUUACUGGGAUUCGUGCCAGGUGUCACACAAUCGGUCGACUGGCACGGCGAAGUCUCGUUGAGGCAGAGAGUCAUUGUCGACAAACUCACGCCCGGAGGCCCACUUCACCAAGGAUUCGCUCACGUACAGCAAGGUGAUUGGCUGGAGAAACUCAACGGUCAGAACGUGACUCACAGAGAUUUGAACGAUAUUUUAUCCUCCAUCAAUUCCCGUGAAAUUGUCGAGUUGAACUUUAGGAGGAGACCCACAUCCAACGACAACCGCAAUCAGGAGCCGAGUGGAGGUAACAGCGGCGAGACUCCUGCGCCUCCUCACGGCAUUUUCUUGCUCAGUCAGGAGAAUGUGACUGAAGCCUCGGCCGAGACGGCAGACAUCCUUUACCAGAGCAGCAGCAACACCAACCGAGGAGGAGGAGGAGGAGGAGGUACAGACACGAGCAACGGGAUUGAUCCGUUGCUCAAAUGGCGUGGCGCCAUCGUCACGCUGGCUCACUUGAUGCCACAACUGACGGGCUCUGCCCCACCAUCUUGUUCGACUGUUAUCCUCGACGGAAUGAUCGUCCAUCUCGUUUACAUCGUCGAAGGAUCCGUCCUAUUCCUCAUCGGAGCUCCUUCCAUUUGGUGUAGUCGCAUCGAGCUGCAGAUGACGGCCAAACAGCUGGCGUCGCUAUUCCGUUUCCAGUAUGGCUCCAUCCGCAGGGCAUUGACUGAACCGCGACUGGCAGGCGAAAUCCGUCGCAUGGUCGACUCUCUCUUCCAUUGGCUCCAGCAAGGAGCCGGCGCUAGGAGCGUCGGAAAUGCAUCGACCGUUAGCCCAGGGGGCAGUAACGACAUGAGCCGGCCAUUCAAUCGACUCUCCAACUACUUCGUCACCUGCGGCCAAUGGCUCCCGCUACCUCCCGAAAGUCACCUGGACGUGACGUUAACUCUCAACCAAAUGGAAGCCAUCGAUUACGAGGACUGGGAUGAAGAGUCAAUCAGCAUUCAACGAUGCGCUACCAUCACCGGAUCGGCCGUGUAUUGUCAGGGUUAUCUGGUGGCUUCGACAAUGGCAGCCAAGCGACUGGAAGAGAUCGGCACUUUUCUCAAGUGGAACCAGAUCUUGGAGAUGAGCCAUCGCCGUCGAUUGAGCAGCUUGAUUAUCUGGCGCCAAGUGUUCCCAGAGUCUGAAGAUGCUGGAAAUCAAUCCUUUCUUGUCGUCGUCGGAUCGGGUCACAUUCUCGUUGUUGCUCUACUAGAGUCGGGAGGCGUUACCCAAUCGUGGGAUCAUUAUCCAGAUACUUUUCUCAUUGAAGAAAUGCAGUUUUUCCUGCAGGAAUUGCAGUACCUCGACCUAGAAACGACCUGCAAUCAAAUAUUGAACGGACCACAGAAUCCGGCCCUGGUCACGAAUCUCAGCCAAGUUUCUGAAUGUACAACGCCGAUAUCUUCGUCACCCGAGUCGGAAAUGCCGACCUUUAGGUACUUCCGUUGUUUUAUAUCAUCGCGCUCAGCGACGCCCAGUUGGAAGCUCAGCAGCAUCACUCCAGGGCUCAGGCCAACCAUGAUCAAUUACCUGUCGAUGGAUUUCGGUACAGGUGUAUUCGUCGCCCCGACCAUCUUGAACGCUGGAACCAGGUUUAUCGAUCAAUUUCAGAAAACUUGUCUGACGAUUCACAAUUUAUUUCAGCGAACUCUUAAAGCUAAAAUGGAUUUACAAAGGCCCGAUUGGGGUGGCCCUUGGUCUGAUAAGAGUUUAGUGGCACUUCAAGAGGUCUCGGUUGUUUUUACAGUCACUGAAUCUCCUCCCAGUCCCGGCAGCGGGACGAAAUCGACCCCGAUGAGCGACAGUUUUUGGGUCACUGGGAGGCUGUUUCUAUCCCCUGUUCAUCGGGAGCUGUUCAUUUGCCACCAAGAUGGCGUAGCACAGGAUAUUUUGGAUCUUGCCUUCCAUUUAGCAUUCGGAGCCGUCCUUUAAAAUAGAUUUUCCUGGAUACUCAUCGAAUUACUACAAAAAAAUGUGUUUUCCUAUUAUAGUGUGUGCUCGUUUCUUGUUAUUUAUUUUAUCCGCAUAAUGUGUAUGCCAGGGGAAGCCUUUUCCCGGGCGCACCUUUAAUUUUUCUCGCCAGAUGUCGCCACGAUCGAAUGUUGAUUAUUUAUUUUUUCAUGAGAUAUUGUAAUCUGUUGUUUGCUGAUAUAUUUCGAGUUGAUGAAAAGUAAAACAUAAAUCGAAUGAAAUACGAAA